Mangifera indica (mango) is the source of this 642-nucleotide messenger RNA. Its product is annotated as palmitoyl-acyl carrier protein thioesterase, chloroplastic-like. The transcript has 5 exons. The record is from RefSeq and is a predicted model, not a curated record. Gene Ontology annotation, biological process: fatty acid biosynthetic process. Gene Ontology annotation, molecular function: acyl carrier activity; fatty acyl-[ACP] hydrolase activity. Bases 1 to 642 code for a protein of 213 amino acids. Lineage: Eukaryota; Viridiplantae; Streptophyta; Magnoliopsida; Sapindales; Anacardiaceae.
AUGGUUAUACCUUUGGCUGCACCAAAUUUCUUCAAUGUGGAAACUUGGAUUUACGAGUCGGGAAGGAAUAGUUUCUGCCGUGAAUGGUGUGUACAUGAUUUUAAAACAGGCAAACCUCUGAUACGAGCAGCCAGUUUACAUGUGAUGAUGAAUAAGAAAACAAGGAAAUUUGCUAAGUUGAGGGAGGAAGUCAUCAAAGAUUUGAAGCCUUUUCUUAUGCAAGGCCAUCCUCACAUCCAAGGAAGAAGCAGAAAACUCGCGCAACUUGACACCAAAAUAGCCAAUUAUGUUCGCACAUCUUUAACUCCUGGAUGGACGGAUAUGGACGUAAAUGAGCAUGUAAGUCAUAUAAAACUGGUUAACUAUGUUCUCGAGAGUGUUCCUAGGGCACUUGCCACGAACCACAAGAUUUCAGCAAUAAAAUUUGAUUAUCGAAAGGAAUGCAACAGGGAUUGCGUGCUGCAAUCCUUUUCCAGGGUGAUUAAUAAUAGCAGCGGCGUUAAUGAGUUGAUGGACAAUGGAGGAAUUGAGUUCGAUCACUUACUUCGUCUUGAGGGUGGGCAGGAAAUAGUGAGGGGAAGGAGCAAGUGGAAGCCAAAAUGUGAAAACAAUUCAACAUGCAGAUUCGAAUUGAUAGAGUGA